Messenger RNA from Megalops cyprinoides (Indo-Pacific tarpon), 2972 nucleotides. Its product is annotated as AP-2 complex subunit mu-A. Gene Ontology annotation, biological process: clathrin-dependent endocytosis; intracellular protein transport. The record is from RefSeq and is a predicted model, not a curated record. Gene Ontology annotation, molecular function: clathrin-cargo adaptor activity. Bases 157 to 1485 code for a protein of 442 amino acids. NCBI's taxonomy places the organism in Eukaryota, Metazoa, Chordata, Actinopteri, Elopiformes, Megalopidae. The transcript has 13 exons. Gene Ontology annotation, cellular component: cytoplasmic vesicle; AP-2 adaptor complex.
GGAGGCAGACAUCUUGAAUUGAAAGGGAGGGUAGUGUAUGAUCAAGUGAACGGGAGAGCGCAAAAGGGAUAAGGAAUACCGCUACGCUGAAUAGCCAGUGAAGGAAGAUAGGUGUCUGGGUUGACCAUGGCUAGUGAUGACUGAAGCAGUGCCACCAUGAUCGGAGGACUGUUCAUCUACAACCACAAGGGGGAGGUACUGAUCUCCCGGGUGUACCGCGAUGACAUAGGACGCAACGCGGUGGACGCGUUCCGCGUGAACGUGAUCCACGCCCGCCAGCAGGUGCGCUCGCCCGUCACCAACAUCGCCCGCACCAGCUUCUUCCACGUCAAGCGCUCCAACAUAUGGCUGGCGGCCGUCACCAAGCAGAACGUCAACGCCGCCAUGGUCUUCGAGUUCCUCUACAAGAUGUGCGACGUCAUGACGGCCUACUUCGGCAAGAUCAGCGAGGAGAACAUCAAGAACAACUUUGUGCUGAUCUACGAGCUGCUGGAUGAGAUCCUGGAUUUCGGAUACCCUCAGAACUCUGAGACGGGGGCCCUGAAGACCUUCAUCACCCAGCAGGGCAUCAAGAGCCAGCACCAGACUAAGGAGGAGCAGUCCCAGAUCACCAGCCAGGUGACAGGACAGAUCGGUUGGCGUCGCGAGGGCAUCAAGUACCGCCGCAAUGAGUUGUUCCUGGAUGUACUGGAGAGCGUCAACCUGCUGAUGUCUCCGCAAGGUCAGGUGCUGAGCGCCCAUGUCUCCGGCCGGGUCGUGAUGAAAAGCUACCUGAGCGGGAUGCCCGAGUGCAAGUUCGGCAUGAAUGACAAGAUUGUCAUUGACAAGCAGGGAAAGGGCGGAGCCGCUGAAGAUGCCGGGAAGAGUGAUUUGGGGGGAAGCAGCGGGAAGCAGUCCAUAGCGAUCGAUGACUGCACCUUUCACCAGUGUGUCCGUCUCAGCAAGUUCGACUCGGAGAGGAGCAUCAGUUUCAUCCCCCCGGACGGAGAGUACGAGCUCAUGAGGUACCGCACCACUAAGGACAUCAUCCUUCCCUUCCGGGUCAUUCCGCUGGUCAGGGAGGUCGGCCGCACCAAGCUGGAGGUCAAAGUGGUCAUCAAGUCCAACUUCAAACCCUCGCUGCUGGCACAGAAGAUUGAGGUGCGCAUCCCCACGCCUCUUAACACUAGCGGGGUGCAGGUGAUCUGCAUGAAGGGUAAAGCCAAGUACAAGGCCAGCGAGAACGCCAUUGUGUGGAAGAUUAAGCGGAUGGCUGGGAUGAAGGAGUCUCAGAUCAGUGCCGAGAUUGAGCUGCUUCCCACCAACGACAAGAAGAAGUGGGCUCGCCCCCCCAUCUCUAUGAACUUCGAGGUGCCCUUCGCUCCCUCGGGUCUCAAGGUGCGCUACCUGAAGGUCUUUGAGCCGAAGCUGAACUACAGUGACCAUGAUGUCAUCAAAUGGGUGCGCUACAUCGGGCGGAGCGGCAUCUACGAGACGCGGUGUUAACAGACCCCCGAAUCUUGCGUCCUCUCUUUUUGCUCCACCCACCCCUUUCCCAUUACUUUCCCCAUUACCCCUCCAUCCAUUUCUCCCCCUUUCUUUCCCUCCCUCUUUCCUUCUCUCCUCAAGGGCCAGGAGACAGUCUAAAAAUGGGAAAACAAACACAAAAAUAAUUAAAAUGCAAAAAAAAAGUUAAAUAUCUAAAUUGGUCCUGUGGAGGAAGAGUGGAAGUGAAGAGUGUAACGCCUGAUGUACCAUCUGAAAAACUCACUCCUUGCAGAGUGUUCACUGGACAGACCUCCCUCGGGCACACCUCAGUUUUGUGGUCCUGUGUUCAUUUUUAACUUGCUUUUUUUUUUUUUUGGCCAGUCAGUAUUAACUCCUCCUGCACUUCAUCACUCUCUCUCAGUCUUACAUUACGGCACCCUAUCUCCUCCAUAAGGCUUCCCUACUCUCGCCUCUCUUACACUAUAGCUCCGCCCUUUUCCUCACUGUGCAAUUGUAUUGGCUUGUAUAGAUUAGGCAGCAGCCCGGUAUGCAAAUUCUGCUUUUUCAUUGGUUUUCCCCUCCUUCACCUCUCAUGUGUCAGUAAGGGGCUGCAGUGGGAUAAUUCCCCCUCCAUAUCUACGCGUUCCCCUGUACUGACCCUCAUCCUUCUCUCUCAUCUCCGUUCCUUUCCCUCCCGCCCUGACCCGCUCCUUAUCAUUGGUAUUGCGUUUUCGAUGGCAAAGCUGACGGUUUUCUUAGGCCGUUUUAUUUUUUUAACCCCCCCCCUCCGUGUCAGGGCUUCAGCUUUCAAUCUUGUGACCAAAUAGCUUGAAAUGUAAAGGACAGGUAAAUGCAGUGAUGAAGAGAAGUCUCUGUGAGAGCGGGGUGUCAGUGAGAGUGGCACGGGGGCAGUGUGUGCCCUCUGUGGCCUGGGGGUGUGGAGAGUGGGCGGCGGGGCGGGUUAAAAGGGUGGCAACAGGACGAUACGAGGCCCACUUCGGAAGAGCCGUGCCCUAUUCUGAAGCAGUUGGCACAUAACCUCGCAAGCACAUUUGACCUUUAACCCAGACAGAGGUUCUUCCAUGUUGCUGCUGUAUGUGUGUAAAUACAGCCCAGGUGUCUGGUUCAGAUUGGCGCACCUUUGUUUCAAAAACAAACAUUCCCUGAUGUGUAGGUGUGCCUGGCCAGCGUGCCCCCCCCCCCCCAUCUCUCCACGUCCAAUCAUGGCUCAGAGGCGCACAGAGGAGCAGGUCCUGGGUCAGGCUCACUUGCGGUUGUGAUCGCAUGGUUCAUUCAUCUCAAACACUAAAGUCCGUCCUGUGUGGUAUUCCCCCCCGCCGCCACUCCCUGCCCCGCCGUGGCAGAACGCACUGCCUGGCGCUCGGGUGGCGAGGUCCCUCGCUGGAGACUUGCUUCCUAGAGUUUGGCUGCCUUGGCUUCAGUGUUCGAUCUCAAUAUGGCAACUCUGUGUUUGUCCAGUUACUACUAAUAAAAAUCACAUUACA